AUGGGUGUUGGGUGUAUUGCAGUUGGUUGCAAAAAGCUGAGAUUGAGUCAUUUGAAAUGGUGCCUCCGUGUUACCAACCUGGGGGUCGGAUUGCUUGCUGUUAAGUGUAAAGAUCUUCGAAGUUUGGAUCUUUCGUACUUGCCAAUCACAGAUAAAUGCUUGCCGUCGAUCUUCGAGUUACAAUAUCUUGAAGAUUUGGUUCUAGAAGGAUGCUUCGGCAUCGACGAUGACAGCCUUUCUACCUUCAAACAUGGGUGUAAGUCGCUUAAGAAACUUGAGAUAUCUAGCUGUCAGGACAUUAGUCAUGUUGGGUUGUCCGUCCUAGCGAGCUGUAGUGAAGGAUGUUUAGAGCAACUCGUAUUGUCAUAUGGCUCUCCUGUGACUCUUGCUCUUGCUGAUAGUUUGGAAAAGCUUCCAACGUUGCAGUCAAUCAAAUUAGACGGUUGCCUGGUUACCUGUGCUGGACUAAAAUCCAUUGGAAACUGGUGUGUUUCGCUAAGGGGCGACAGAUGGGAACUCACUACUACCUGUGCUCAGUGGCUGUGCUCCUUGCCUGUGCUCAAUGGUGAUGGUGGAACUCCUUCCUGUGUCUCCUCACGCCUUGCACUACCUCGAGAAUUUCUCGUGUUCACAGGGUUCAAGCGUGCAUUAUUUAUGAUGAUUAUGUACAAGAGCCCACAACGGAUUUAA
Molecule: messenger RNA, 690 nt
Organism: Pyrus x bretschneideri (Chinese white pear)
Lineage: Eukaryota; Viridiplantae; Streptophyta; Magnoliopsida; Rosales; Rosaceae
Product: F-box/LRR-repeat protein 3-like
Exons: 2
Coding region: 1-690 (229 amino acids)
Biological process (GO): SCF-dependent proteasomal ubiquitin-dependent protein catabolic process
Cellular component (GO): SCF ubiquitin ligase complex
Source: RefSeq, a predicted model, not a curated record